GAAUUUCGCACUUCCGAUCCUCGUCUUCUUCUUGGGUGAAACUCUCGAACAGCAGACGAUCAAAAAGAUGCGUGAGGUACUUUCUAUCCAUGUUGGACAGGCCGGGUGUCAAAUCGGCAACUCCUGCUGGGAGCUCUACUGUCUAGAGCACGGCAUUCAGCCAGACGGCCUGAUGCCCUCGGACGAGACCAUCGGCGGAGGCGACGACUCCUUCAACACCUUCUUCUGCGAGACGGGCGCAGGAAAACACGUCCCUCGCGCCGUGUUCGUGGACCUAGAGCCGUCCGUGAUUGACGAGGUUCGUACGGGCACCUACCGCCAGCUGUUCCACCCCGAGCAACUCAUCACGGGUAAGGAAGACGCCGCCAACAACUACGCCCGCGGCCACUACACGGUCGGGAAGGAGCUGGUGGACCAGGUGGUGGACCGCGUCAGGAAGCUGGCCGACCAGUGCACCGGGCUCCAGGGAUUCCUGGUGUUCCGAUCGUUCGGCGGAGGAACCGGGUCCGGAUUCGCGUCUCUGCUGAUGGAGCGACUCUCCGUGGACUACGGGAAGAAGUCGAAGCUGGAAUUCUCCGUGUACCCUGCCCCGCAGAUCGCCACUGCGGUGGUGGAGCCGUACAACUCCAUCCUGACAACCCACACCACUCUGGAGCACUCGGACUGUGCCUUCAUGGUGGACAAUGAGGCCAUCUACGACAUCUGCCGCAGGAACCUCGACAUCGAGAGGCCCAGCUACACCAACCUGAAUCGACUCAUUAGUCAGAUUGUCUCCUCCAUCACGGCCUCCCUCCGUUUUGAUGGAGCUCUGAAUGUGGAUCUAACCGAGUUCCAGACCAACCUGGUGCCUUACCCUCGCAUCCACUUCCCCCUCGUCACCUAUGCCCCCAUCAUUUCAGCAGAGAAGGCAUACCACGAGCAGUUGACGGUUUCAGACAUCACCAAUUCCUGCUUUGAGCCGGCUAACCAGAUGGUAAAGUGCGACCCUCGCCACGGCAAGUACAUGGCUUGCUGUCUCCUGUACCGCGGAGACGUGGUCCCCAAGGACGUGAACGCCGCCAUCAGCAACAUCAAAACCAAGCGCACCAUCCAGUUCGUGGACUGGUGUCCCACUGGAUUCAAAGUUGGCAUCAACUACCAAGCUUCUACAACAGUCCCCGGAGGAGACCUUGCUAAGGUCCAGCGCUCAGUUUGCAUGUUGUCCAACACCACAGCCAUCGCUGAAGCCUGGGCUCGUCUCGAUCACAAGUUCGACCUCAUGUACGCCAAGCGUGCCUUCGUCCACUGGUACGUGGGGGAGGGUAUGGAGGAGGGAGAGUUCUCCGAGGCUCGCGAGGAUCUGGCUGCCCUCGAGAAAGACUACGAGGAGGUCGAACUUGUGAUCGAGACGAGCCCAGGCCUCGGCGAUGGCUGUGGUGUUGGACAACAUGCAAACACAGCGUUGGACCUUGGCCAAGUCUCCUCCGGGAACAACAGUUGGACGUUGGUAGUUGAUGCCAACUUUGAAUCCAGUGGGACACCAGUCCACGAACUGGAUGGUGCGCUUGGUUUUGAUGUUGCUGAUGGCGGCGUUCACGUCCUUGGGGACCACGUCUCCGCGGUACAGGAGACAGCAAGCCAUGUACUUGCCGUGGCGAGGGUCGCACUUUACCAUCUGGUUUGCCGGCUCAAAGCAGGAAUUGGUGAUGUCUGAAACCGUCAAUUGCUCGUGGUAUGCCUUCUCUGCUGAAAUGAUGGGGGAGUAGGUGACGAGGGGGAAGUGGAUGCGAGGGUAAGGCACCAGGUUGGUCUGGAACUCGGUUAGAUCCACAUUCAGAGCUCCAUCAAAACGGAGGGAGGCCGUGAUGGAAGAGACGAUUUGGCCAAUCAAUCGAUUCAGGUUGGUGUAGCUGGGCCUCUCGAUGUCGAGGUUCCUGCGGCAGAUGUCGUAGAUGGCCUCAUUGUCCACCAUGAAGGCACAGUCCGAGUGCUCCAGAGUGGUGUGGGUUGUCAGGAUGGAGUUGUACGGCUCCACCACCGCAGUGGCGAUCUGCGGGGCAGGGUACACGGAGAAUUCCAGCUUCGACUUCUUCCCGUAGUCCACGGAGAGUCGCUCCAUCAGCAGAGACGCGAAUCCGGACCCGGUUCCUCCGCCGAACGAUCGGAACACCAGGAAUCCCUGGAGCCCGGUGCACUGGUCGGCCAGCUUCCUGACGCGGUCCACCACCUGGUCCACCAGCUCCUUCCCGACCGUGUAGUGGCCGCGGGCGUAGUUGUUGGCGGCGUCUUCCUUACCCGUGAUGAGUUGCUCGGGGUGGAACAGCUGGCGGUAGGUGCCCGUACGAACCUCGUCAAUCACGGACGGCUCUAGGUCCACGAACACGGCGCGAGGGACGUGUUUUCCUGCGCCCGUCUCGCAGAAGAAGGUGUUGAAGGAGUCGUCACUUGCGCCGAUGGUCGCGUCCGAGGGCAUCAGGCCGUCUGGCUGAAUGCCGUGCUCUAGACAGUAGAGCUCCCAGCAGGCGUUGCCGAUUUGACACCCGGCCUGUCCAACGUGAACGGAGAUCACCUCACGCAUCUUGGAUCGUUUGGCGGAGUAGAAUCUGGCGUUUUCUGGGGGGAAAGAGAAGGAAUGGGCUGAACAGACAAGCAGCGAAGCAGUAACGGUUACUUCAGCUUGUCGAAUGAGAGAAAUGCGGUUUGCGGUCGAGUU
This is a messenger RNA of Geodia barretti, 2692 nucleotides long. Lineage: Eukaryota; Metazoa; Porifera; Demospongiae; Tetractinellida; Geodiidae. The record is from the annotation of a GenBank genome assembly.